AGAGCUGUACAAAGUAGUCUGUGACAAGACCACCAUGUCCUUUGCAGAGAGUGAGGAACUAAAACUGACACUUCAAGCACAGUCUCAGAUGGAAUCAAAGAUGUUACAAACAGAAGAACGUCACCGGGUGAAAUCAGGCCAAGUAAUAGCAGGAAAUUUGAAGUUCUUAUGACUUAAGAGAAAACAGAGUCAUUCUGUUGUGCAUGCCAGGUUUUUUGCUUAUGGAAAUAAACAAAGGUCAACACGGCAAAGAAUAGACACACAAAUACAAGACAUGAUGAACAAGGUGAUCAUUCAUUCAUUUUUAUUCUUUUGCAUGUUAAAGGUAAGGACAUGCAGAUUAUGAUAGCUUCUGCUGGGACAGAAUGUCUAAGCAGAGAGGAGAUGCAGGAGUGCAAGUUGUGUAAACUUAUGGUUUCUCUGAAACCUCAAUGCCAGCUGUACAGCUCUUAGAAUGGGCAACUCUGCCCAAGACUCCCACAGGAUGAACUAGUUGAAUGCAACUUCUACACAACUUCUGCUGAUGGUCUUCCCUUGACACUAGCAGUAUAACUGACAUCCUCCAUUUCCUAACAGAACCCCUGGGCAGAGCACAACAGUGCAACUAGAACACCCCACACAGCGCCACAUUCAACUUCAUCCUAAGGCUUGUCAACAUAGAAGUGGGUGCUUCCCUAUUCCAAUAGAGGUGGAUUUAACCCACUCUGUCAACUUAGUAUAGGCUCAGUCCCAGGCCCUAACUACUAGGCCACAGAGGUCACACACCAAAAAUGGAAUGUACUCUCUCAACCCUCCACCUCUCAAUUAAUCUUGAAUACUUGUCUGCAUAAUGGCACAAGUACAGCAAGAGCAGAGGAAAAGUUCUAUGUCUCUAGCCUUGUUCUAGGCAUCAUACCCUGAAUCUGCUGACCUUAAUCUUUGCUAAGUGUGCUUCCUGUUUUGGAUCUCAUUGUGAAACAGCCAGUUAUUCCCAUGGACUCUAUAUGGAAGCUAGAUACCUCAGAUAACAUUUCACUCCUAACAUUUCACAGAAAUUAGACUGUGUAGGACCUAUCUUCAAAUAGACUUUUAUUGCAUUUUCAAAAGUGGUUAGGGGGUCUAACUCCUUUUGUGGGAGAAAAAAAAUUUUUUUUUAAUAAAUAAAAGGUUAUUUCACAUAUAUUUUUAUUUGAUAUAGGUUUUACCAUGUUUAAUUCCUGCAUACUGCUAUAGGAAUUUUAGGAGUAUCAGAGUAGCGAACAUCUACUCUUUCCUGCAUUAUUUUGCCAUGGUUCUUUCUCCAUCUUAGGCUAUACAAACAAUACAGCAUGAAUGUAUUUGGUUCAUCUGACAGGCUUGAGCAAGGAAAGCCCCAAUAGCUGGAAUACUUAAGCCCAUUUUUAAGUUUGAGUAUGACUGAAUUUAGUGGGUCUACUCAUGUCCUUAAAAUAAAGGAUAGGCUUGUAUGGUUUACUAGAUUGAAGUUUAAUUUUUUAAAGAAAAACAUUCAAUUUUAUUUAAACUCAGCAAAGUUAACAAUGUGUUAAAAGAACCACAUUCAUUUUAUGCAUUUCAAGUUUCCUCUUGUCCCCUCAUCUUUUAUGCAGACUGUUGGUUGAUUACAAUGGAUAGACAGCAUUAAGCAAAAACAACAUCUAAAAUGUUUAGCCGCAAAGCAGAUUCUGGACAGCAAGUUCCUUAUCUGGACGGCAAUAUUCUGAAUUAUUUUUAGGAACUAUGGACAAGGUACGAUACUACUACUAAGGAUGUGUAUACAAAAUGCCGAUAUUCAAACUCAUAUGUUUGAUUAAUUUAGUAAGUUAAUUGUUUAGUUAGUUAGAGCAUGGUGUUACUAACACCUAGGUCAUUCAAUCCCUGGUUGGACUAGAAGUGAUCCAGCCUUACUUCUCUAUGAAAAAUCUGUGUUCUCUGUAUCUGCUGCAAAACCUGCAUUUAAUAUAUUGUACACAUUUAAUAUUAUAAACACACACACUUUAGCAUCUUGUAAGUCUGUUAUAGUACUACACCUAAAUGUUCAGAAUGUUGAACUAUAGUGUAAAAUUGUAAUGACAAUAAUCUCUGUGUGCACAUACACACAACAAUAAAUAGGAGAGCAACAUUUACUAGGGCAUUGCACUCCAUUGCUGGGAAGAUCCUCACCCACAUUCUCCUCAAUAGACUCAUUCCCUGUAACAAGUGCUCAUCCUGGAGGCGGUCAUGACACGCCCUGGGAGCUACUCAGCACUUGCCACCCUGUCUGUCCUUGGACACUCCCUUUCUUAGUUGCCACACCUUGGUUUUAUCACCUUUUAUAAAAGGAAGUCUGCCCAAGCCCAAGACCGAUCUUAUUGUUAUGACCACAGGUGUUCAUGGUCAUUGCCUUAAGAACUCAUUGCAUACCUGGAUAUAUCAGAAACACCUGAAAGCCUCAUAAUGUUAUCGUUGGCAAUGUCUUCAGAAAAUCCUUCAUAUCAGUCGGAAGGACAGAAUAACAAAUGCCAGCAUUCUGGCUCAGGUAGACACCACCAGCAUCAAAUCCAUUUAUGCAACACCAGUUCCAUUGAAUAGGACAAAUCAUAAAGAUCCCUGACAGCCAGCUCCUGAAACAGGUCCUAUACUCCCCACUUGCCAAUGGUCACCAGUCUAAAGGUGAAAAAAAAGAGAGAUUAAAGGACACUUUGAAGGCCAAGCUAAAGAAAUCCAAUAUCAAUAUCUAUACCUGUGAGACUCAAGAACUGAAUGAUUCCCCAAGGGUGCCAUGUACAUCAAGGAAUUGAUCAUGUUGUGCAUAUUGCUUCACUCUGGAAGCCAACAGAUGAGAGAAACAAAGAGAAAGACUUGUGACCUAACAUCACCCAGAUCCACUCUUUUCUCCUAGAACUGUUUACCACGUCUACAGUUGAACAUGCAGACCUCAGGUUGGCCUCUUAAGUCAUCUCUGGACUCAUUGAUGACUUCCUUAUUUACCAGAAAACUGUGAUUCUUGUAUCAAGAGACUGCAGCUGCUGACAAUGAUAGAACAGAUGAACCACAGAAACAAAGGAUAUACAGGUCCUUUAGCACUACAGGCAUAGUGGUUUUGGGAUGACUUGGCUGAUCUUGAUGCUGCGACUGAGAUAUGAAGCAGCAAGAGGAGGAUUACUAAGGUCCAAUCCUGCCAGUGUUUUUUGGCACUUAUACCAGAUCUGCUAUUAGAUUUUAACUCAUCACUGGAUUCCAUCUUAAAAUAGCAUUAUACCUAAUUUUUUCUGAAAGAAUUUUGUUUUUAUCCUAUGAAGGAGAAAUAUAUUUGUGAUUUAUUGAGGGUAGGAACAAUUAAUCUAUUUACAGAAGAAACAGGUGAAGGUAAUGAUAGAAGUAAUCAAAACAUAGAAAUAAGCAUUUACUUGUUAGCAGAAAGUAUAGAACUAGACUAUGCAAAACAGAAGUCACCUUACCAGCUUGCAUAUGGCACAAAAUCAUUACCUGGUGCUGGAGAGCAUAUGAUGCUUACUGCCAUCACCAAAAGCAUGUAUGAUUGGUUUGUGGUUUUUCAUCACAAUUGCCUUUUAGAACUAAUGUAAAUAGAAACACUGCAGAUGAGUACAUGAUUGCCAAGUAUAUAUCAGAUAAAUAUCCAUUCAUACAUAAAAACUUUUCAGAAAAUUAUUUCUUUUUCAAAAGUAGAAGCCCAUCCUACUUUUGAAUUGAAUUUUCCUCAGUUUUUUCCUCUUAUUAUUGGUCACAAGAUCAAACGAACACUUCCAUUACAAGACAACAAACCUCAAAAAGAUUGAUUUUUAUUUUAAAAGCUAAUCUUAAAAAUGAUCCUCAGGAUAGUUUAGGCUGAAAUGAAAUCAGGAUACAACACUUAAGGCUCUCAUGAAUGAACAUGAUUGUAAAUGUCUGGAUAUAAAUUAAAGGACUAACAACUUCAGUAUACAUUGCUUAUCCUGCAACUAGGCAAGAGAAAAAAAGUAAACCUGAGUAAUAAUGCAAGAGUAUCUCUAAUUUGUUUGAAAAAUAUAGUCAAGUUUUAAAAUAUAUUGAAAAUAGAUUAUGCAGUAGUGAAUUCUGUUUAUGAAUGAUCUCCAAAACAUAGCAAGAGAUAAAACAAGCAAAGUGGAAAUGUCAAUAGGCUAAGAAUUAAAGAACUCAGGUGACGGUAAUAGAUAAAUAGAGCCUUUCAUAUCCAGACAGCAAGCUUGUAUCCAGCUUAUGUUGUUAAUGAUCUGUCUGAAAUAAGCUGGCAGUUCUUAGGAAACAAGUGAAUGAAAAUUGCUUCUGUAAUUGCUCCAUUACUGUUGCUGACUCUGUAGAGAGGAUGGUGUAUACCUUGCAUGUGGUUUCCCUACACCAGGAUUGAGCAAUUUGGACCUGCAGUGAGUAAGUUGGCAUAGACACAAUAUAUUAACUACCAUAUAGCAGAAUUGUGGUAUCUAAAGUGGGAAUCGUGUGACACUUAGGCAAUUAAGUCAGUCCAAAAUUAUGAUCCUCAGCUGCCUGUUAACCUAGGAAGCAGUUCAGUUUGCCACCUCAGUGCUUGCCAGUACACAGACUAAUAAGAUUGCAUUCCUCACAAAAUGCAGUACCUGUUAAGGAAACAGCCUGGUGGGUAGCGCACUCAUCCAUGAUGGUGAAAGUUUAUUUCCCUCUUUUGAAUGUUACUUUUUAUUUUAUGUGAUACAGUCCCUGGAUAAAAUGGAGGAGCAAGCCAGAGACCAGGAAUUGCACUCCAGAUUUUCCCACUCCUAGCUUGGUACCCUCACUGAGAUGGAUGCUCUUGUGCUGUCUUUCUGGCUUAUAGGAUUUUGAAUUAUUUUCUUUACAGUAGCAGAGGAUACUACAUACACACAUAAUGAGACUAGCUUAUUCCCCGGCAAAUAAAUCAUUCUUCUGGGAGUUGGGAAAAAUGGAUUGGAGUUCUUUCAGAUAAAAGAACCCAUGCCUCCAGUUUUCCCGAUGAAUGCUCUAACUACUAGACUUUUAUACAAAAGGCACAGGCACCACUUUUUCAUCCUAGUGAAUCCUGUUCAGUUUUUUGAAAGAAAGAUCAUAGACACUUAUCUUCAGAGGAGAAUUGCAACCAGUGGAUUCUACUGGGGUGCAGGCACCACCCUACAACCCUGAAAAGUGGAAUCUAAGACUUGAGUUUGUCUUCAACUUUCCUGUUAGUUAGCUAGGAGUCUCUCUGCUGAUCGUUUUCUUUCCUGAUACUGCUACCGAGAACAUCAUUCUGAACCCACCCCCCGCCCAUAUUCAAUGUAGGGAACAUACUGGGUUCUAGAUUCCACUCCAGAAGCCUGGUUCUGUGGUGUCUAAGACCUUUAUUGGAUCUUGCUCUAUAAAUCACUCCAGAAUAAGAUAAUCCAGCAGCAUUAUUUACAGAAAAGCAUGAAAGGACAUUUAAAAAACCAACGUAAAAAACUUGUAGUGCAAAGUCAUUUUAUUGAUUGUACAAAUUGCAUCGUUCAACAGUCCUAGUCUUUCUAUCAAUAAGUCAGUGACGCAUGCCUCUUCACUUUCACAUCUAAUGAAUUUUUGAGUAAAAGAACAAAGGCUUGGGUAAGUCUGCCUCGCCUAAGACAGAAGACAAACAAAGACAAAAGCACAUGUACAACAAGAAAUGAGCUGGAAUCAACCAAAGGUUUUAAAGUGGACAGCUUAAUGGAAAACAGUAAUUUUCAAGAGCUCAAUAGAGCUCUUGGAAAAACAAUACAGAAGCCAGAGAGAUUUAAUCUUCUUUUAGUCAGAAGGGUAGAAAAGCCCUGUAGAAAUGUAAUGCAAUUACUAGAUCAAUUGUGCUUUACUUUAGAAAAAGGAAAAAAUAUUGUGAUAUUGGGUGAAAAUAAUACUUCAAAAAACACUACUAGCGUGUUUUGUAAAUGGUUUUAAAGCUGUAUUUGUGUAUUGGCUAGUGCUGUUCUGAGUAUAUGACAGUCUUAGUAUUUACAACAGGGACUAGCAACAGGAAAGUGCUCUGAAAUAUUUCAGUGUCUUUUUGUACCACCAGUAACUGUCAUCAAUGCAGUUGCAUUGCUGUUGUUUUUGGAUCCAAGUGGCUAGGACACAUUCUUAGGCUCUGAUCCUAGAAUAAGAUAUUCUGGGGUCCACCUAUACUCAAUGCAUUGUAGAAAUGAGGCUUAGAAUGAUAAGCAUUUCAAGGUAGGACCCAUAUCCUUGUACAUUUGUAGGGCAGCUACUUUAAAGGGUAGAUGAAGGCCACUAUCUUGAUUGGAAGAUCUACACUAUAUCUAGGCACUACAAUUAUGGCUGCUUCUUUCAGCUGCAAGUUAUCUCCUACACUCAUCUUCCAAGUACGCAAUCUAAAGCCCCAGUCCUGAAAAGACUCACACAUGUUGGUCAGCAGGGCUGGUCAUAUGUCUAAAAUGAAAUGUGUGAACAAGUAUUUGCAAGAUCAGCAGCAAAAUCUCCCUAAGUGGGGCCUGCAACAUAGUGGACAGGGUACUGGAGUGGGAGGCAGGAAUACCUAGUUUUAUCAGAAUCUAUACCACUCAGUGUGCCUUGAUAAAAUCUCUUGGACUGAAAUUUUGAAAAGCAGCCUCUGAUUAGCUCUAAUUGACAGAAGUGCUGAGCACCAACAUCUGCUAGAGUCAAUAGGAACUUUUCCUCUUGAAAAAUGGUUGUGGAUAGUUGAAGUUAGGUAUAUAAAAGUUAGAACCUUUCCUAACUUUUGGAAAGAUUAACUCCAAAUGCCCCAACUCUUAUUUUCCAUCUAUAAAGUGAUACUAGUUGAAAAGCAAUAGAUUAAAAGUUUGGAACAUAUGUUAAUUAUCAUUAGAAUGAACCAGGCUUGUCAUGAAAAUGAAUCAGAUAUACAAAAAAAAAAAAAAGGAAAAAAAAAAGCCCUUUAAAAUCUCUCUUAAAAAGAAGAUAAAGUCAGCAUUUGACACUUCCUGAGAACCAAAUGUGUCCAUUCUUAACUACAUAAAACCUUGAUAAAAAAUUCUGGGCACCCUCCUUCUUUCACUUUCUGUACCUUAGUUACAACUCAAGUAGCAUCCUAACCAAAAUGACAUCCCAGCUAUACAGCUGGUCCAAUAAAAGAUAUCAUCAUAAGAAUACUUGCAUCUCUAUCACCAGAAUUUCCUUCAUACUUUAUUUAGGCACCAGAGCUGAUGUUAAAUAGAAUUUUCAUUUUAGAGUUCCAAAGCUUGUUGUUACUGUUAUUUCAUGUCUUUUAGCUGAAUUAAAAUGUUAUUUUAAGGUAUUUUCAUAUAAUAUUGGUAAUUCACCUUACCAGCCCUUUCUGUAAUUUAAAAGAGGCUUAGGAGUAAGCAGGCCUCACUAUUUAAUUUUAUUUUGUUACAAUCUAAGAUCUUCAUUAGGCAUCAGCUGCUGCCCUGUGAUAACCAGUGCUUCCUUUUCUCCCAUCAAUUGGAAAACAUAGAUGACCAAUUAAUUGCAAUAGGGAAGUCAAUAUUUUGACAGCAUUUCAUGUCCUGCAAAAGGCAGAUAGAAUCUAUUAACAAAUUCUGUUAAUUAACAAGGGACAGACAAAUCUCCUGAUUUAGUAAUUGUUUAAAAGCUAAAUAUUUGUUCCAGGAUAAGUGAGUUUAUUUGAUGAGUUAGUUAAAACACAUGAUUGGGUAUCUGUGAACAGCUACAAUAAGAUACUAAGCAGUCAGCUUGCUUUUGUGGAGUAAAAUCAGAGUUUGCUUUAGAGAGACAGGAAUAGUUUAGAUAAAGUAGAGGGCAUUUUGUUUAUUUGUUUUGAAUUUUUUUGUUACUGUUUGCUGGGGUCGUCUACAUUGCAGAAAUUGAUGCUAAUUAAAUCUAGCCAAGUACUAAUAUUGUAUUAAGCCAGAAGUUAGAAAGAGUUGGUAAUGAAUGAGAAUUAAAAUGAGUUAUCUUACCUAUGUAUUAACCUUUCUGAAAGGGAAAGAAGUGAUUGUUGCAAAUGCAGUCAUAGCCAUCUUGACAAUUGGUGGGCAGCAACUCUUCUCCUUUUUUACAUUUAGCUGCCCCUGUCAUGUUGGGCAGAAUCUCAUUUAUGGUUUAGCUUUCCUAGGAGUCCCUGCACUGAUUCUUCUGAUUGUUGGAUAUGCAUUGAAUAAUCAGACUUGGAGGCUAGUUACAGGCAAACGCUCUUCCUUUCAAGAACUGAGUGCACGUAACAGCUUAUUGCAAUGCAAGCUUAUCUGUCUUGUCUUCUGUAAUGUCACGGGGAGAGCACUAGUUGCUCCAGUAACAUGGCUAGCGGUCACCCUGCUGAAUGGGUCCUAUUAUGUUUGUGCAAUGAGCGAGUUUGUCUCAGUGAAUCAUUACAAAGCUUUCAUCAAUAUCACUACUAAGGAACACAAGAAGAUCCUGGCUGCCUUUCCAUGUAGCCACUUAGUUCCUCCAGAGCUGAGCCGGGCAAAAGAUGAAGCGAUUCUUCUUCUUAAGUACCAGUCGCAGGUGGCUGGCUGGUUCCUGAUUGCAGGGGUAGCCAUUACUGUCUUCCUGUCCUAUUGUCUGGCAAGAUGUCUCUCUCCACUCAGCUUCUUGCACCUCAAGUACUGGGCUAGUUAUGUCCGUAAUGAGCAAAAACUCUUUGAAGAAGCAGCAGACCUGCACUCAAGGCUCUAUGCCACACAACACAUCAAGAAGUUCUUUGGUUUGGUCCCAGGGAGCAAGGAUUUGAGGGAAAUCCGUAUCCCUUCCUGUAAAGACUGGCGAUCCAUUUCAGGUGUUGCUGUCCUAAGAAUCGUAGAUGAAGAACAUUAUGACUACAGCCUCCUUCAUGACUGGGCAGUCAACAGCUCCACAAAUGGAAAAUAUUUUAAGAUUGAAGAAUCUAGCUCUAAGAACUCUGAGCCUCCACCAUCAACUUAAAGAAAAUAUGAAUGUCUUUUUAAUUUUACAUGAACUCCAGGUCAUCUCAAAGCAGGGGAGUUCCUAGUUUCCUCAUCUUGCUCUUUACAGUAGCACAUGCAGGUGCAUUUGCUGUUGAAUCUUGACUACAUGGUCUGCUUUUAAGAGUGCUCUUUCAUAUACUGGUCCUCUUGAGGACACCCUCGUGAUGGGGCAUGAUACUAUACACUUGAGAUUUGAAAAGCUUCGGUGAUCUCACUCGAUGCUGUAAAAGAAGCCGAGGGCAGUGGAAAAUGCGAACUGAAAAGCAGUAUAUUCCACCACUUUCUCACUAUUUCUUUUUUUUAAAUGUGUUUACUUUUAAUCCUGAUCUAUCAUUGUCCUAGUGAUGACUAACUAAACAGGAUCUCUCUCUUCUCCUUCCUCCCAUAUAAAAAGGAGAGAUAGCUAACUGUCCUAUACCAGUGACUCAAAAUGGCAAAUAUUCUUUCCUCAUCUACAUUGCAUGUCACUCAUAAAAUACAACACAAUGUUAAGUACAAGCUUAAGUGUAUAAUAAUGUGCAGCUAUGGAUAUUGUUACUGGAGACUUUUACAGAAAGCUUGUUGGUCACAGACUGAAAUCUUAUACUACUGACUAAAGACUUUUUCAUUUAUACUAAAUGGAGACUGCUAAAACUGGACUGAAUAGGAGAGGGGCCAUAUACUUUACUAACCCACUGCAUUAACACUUUACAUCUGAAUUAAAGUGUUGUCUCUGAUCAAAAAUGAAUAGUUCAGCUUUAUCCUUUUAUGCACACUUCUAUGCUUCUCACUUCCACAUGUAUUAACUCACUGAAUAAUGAAAUAAGGAGAAACUUUUCCUAAAUACUGUAUUUUUAUGUAUGUUCCUCUCUUCCCCCUUUCUGUGACAGUUGGUUUUGUGUUGUUUCCCCGGUGGUUUUGUACUAAUAAAAACAAAAAAGGGACUGAUUACUUGAAAUUUGUCUUUCAUGUCAUAACAUUUACUGGAUGCAAUGAAAGAAGGAUGCUACUUGUUGAUGCACAGAACUUGUUAUAGAUGGGGUAGUUUAAUGUGUAGUAAGCUUUGUUAUGAAUUGUUCACCAACCACUUUGUAUUAACUUAUCUGUAAAUUCUUAUCUUGAAGGACUAGUCCCUUUUGAAAGAUAGCUUGCUCUUGACACAUACCAGACAUAGAACUGAGGGAGGACAGCGGUGACCUGCACAGCAGGCCUUGGUGCUGACUUGGUGGAGGAGGAUUGCAAAAAUAGCUGCUGGUAUCAUUGGUGCUUCACAACCAGUGGCAUCCUGUGCACUGCUAUUGCUUAGGGUGGGGAGUUAGUGCAGCAUUGGUAAGUAAGAGACAUGCUUUAGGAGGAAAGUGGAGCAUGCCUGGUUGUGGGGGAGACUUGUUUGCUUUUAUUCUGUAAGUAACCAAAAGGAGGUGGCUGUGCAGUAAGAUUUUGUGCAUCAAAUGUAAUUAAAAAGAAAGCAGUACUUUCAAGAUAACACUUUUUUCAAAUCUGGAUGAAGAGGUGUGUUUCUUUUAGUUUUUUUCCAUUUCCAAGAAUUUAGUAGUAUAAAUGCAUGUGUCAAUUUCCAUGAAUUUGCGAAUCACUGUCCCACGCUAUAUUAGGAAAAGUUACCUUGACCAAUCUAGAAGAGACUUGUUUAAAUUUUGUUUAACUUUUAAAGUGCAAUUCUUUGUUUUUCCAUUUUCAAUGAGCUUGGACAAUAAAAGCUGAUGGGAUUCAACUUCA
Messenger RNA from Alligator mississippiensis (American alligator), 10535 nucleotides. Its product is annotated as calcium homeostasis modulator protein 5. Gene Ontology annotation, molecular function: monoatomic cation channel activity. The transcript has 3 exons. Lineage: Eukaryota; Metazoa; Chordata; Crocodylia; Alligatoridae. Bases 7810 to 8796 code for a protein of 328 amino acids. The record is from RefSeq and is a predicted model, not a curated record.